This is a messenger RNA of Gadus chalcogrammus (walleye pollock), 1189 nucleotides long. RefSeq names its product natriuretic peptide C-like (gene nppcl). Bases 137 to 529 code for a protein of 130 amino acids. The record is from RefSeq and is a predicted model, not a curated record. Gene Ontology annotation, biological process: cGMP biosynthetic process; receptor guanylyl cyclase signaling pathway. The transcript has 3 exons. NCBI's taxonomy places the organism in Eukaryota, Metazoa, Chordata, Actinopteri, Gadiformes, Gadidae. Gene Ontology annotation, cellular component: extracellular region. Gene Ontology annotation, molecular function: hormone receptor binding; hormone activity.
CGGAGAUGGAGAGGAGCUUAUGACCGCAACAAGACACAAGUUAACAGGAACGGAGCCAGUGUGAGUGAGGUCGUGUUACGGCACUUGUCCCCUCUCUCGCCACUAGUCACUCGCUCGCGCUUCUCCCGCUGCCGCCAUGCUGUACCCUGCACUGCUCUACACUGCUCUGCUGUUACUGGCCCCGCUGGGGAGUGCAGAGGCACGCGCUCUGCAGCCACCCGCCGACGCCGUGCAGUUCAUGGAGCAGUUUCUCGACCGCUACAACGACCUUUUGACCUUGGACGAUCUGGAGAACCUGCUGAGCAGCCGGGCUGGAGAGACCGCUGCCGCCGGGGUCCAAGCCGCGGGGAACCCCAAAUGGGCCGACCCACCGGCCGCCCAGAGUGAGACUCCCUGGCUCCGCCUCUUAAAGGGUUCCCUGGCCAAUCAGAAGCGAGCAGAACCGGACAGGUCACGGAGGGGAUGGAACCGGGGGUGCUUCGGUCUGAAGCUGGACCGGAUCGGGUCGCUGAGCGGACUGGGCUGUUAGUGGAGGUCCGCCGAGGGUAGAGACUGAUGGAGCCGCCACGUGAUUCAUGACCACUCAAAUAAAAAAAAAGCAUUGAAAUAGGCAUCGCAUUAAAUGGUAUUUAUGUGAGUGCUAAGCACAUAGUAUUGCUAAUGUGAAUUCAUUUAGCAUAGAGCCAGUGCUUUACACAUACGCUGCUGACUUAAAGAGGCUGCUGUAAUUCCUACUUUGUAUUUGUGUAAAAUGUAUACAACUAAAUCAUUAAGUCAUGCUACGUUUACAUCAAACUAUUACUUUGAUAUUUGAUCAUGUUUCAUCUUUAGCCUACCAUGUGUAUUUUCAAACCAAGAACUGUGUGUGACUGUCUGCAAGUGUUAAGUAAAUAGGCCAAGAAUAGUUUGUAAUUCAAAUAUUUGUAUCUGAAUCUGGUAUUUGAUCGUAUUAUGACUUCUGUACUGCAUUUAUUUCAUGUUCUCCAGAGUUGAUCUGUAUUGUUAAUUUUUAUUUGCAUGAUUAAACAUAUUUGACAUUUACAAAUGGUCAUACAAAUAUAUUGAAUGUAUUAAACAUCACACAGAUUGCAUCCAAUAUAGCUUUACGAUUCCUCGAACAUUUCCUCUUCAAUCUUUCAUUAAUUCCCCUUCCUUUCCUCUUGAAGCUUUCUUUAAUUCCCUUUCCUUC